AUGUUCCCCCGUAGGAAACUCUCCCUUCCGGCACUCGCCGUGCAGCAUGUUGUGAACAAGCGAGGCCCCGAUGCGCUCAUCGGCUGCAUCCCCGGCGAGACCAAGCACGCGGCCAAGAUGCUUGAGCUCUGCACCGCGGCCUACGACGCGGACGAGGUCCUGGUCUGCACCCUGCCCGUGGCCGAUGUGGUGCUGGUCCCGCGUGUGCCCGCCGUGGCCCAGCGCGACGGCCUCUUCUUCGUGGUCUACGCCACCAACAUCCGCGCGGUAGAGCUGUGCGAGGCCCUGCGCCGCGAGGCCAAGGUCGCCGUCGUGCUGGACGUGGACAACACGCUGAUCGACGCACACGCAGUCACGCUGAGCGAGCGCGACUGGGCGGCCCUGGACUGGGUGGACUGCACGGUCACCACCCAGUCUGGCAAGCAGGUGCCCGCGCAGUGGGCGCGCCUGAACCACUACGACCCACUGGCCGAGGAGGUGUUCCUCAUGCACUGGCGCAUGAACCAGGUGGACUGCACCUUCCACGUCCGCGUGCGGAAGGGCUGGGCCAUCUUCCGCAGCUUCCUGGCGCAGAACGAGGACCGCUUCACGACCUUCAUCUGCUCCAAGGGCAAGCAGGAGUACCUGCAGCUGCUCUGGACCUUCCUGGACCCGGACGGGGAGCUGAUGCCGCGCUCGCGCUGGCCGACGCACAUGACCAGCACCUUCCCCGACGUGCUGCCCGCCGCGGCGCCCAAGACCGCGCUGAGCGCGCUGGGCUGCGCCAGCGUGCUGCAGCCCCACGUGGCCACGCAGCUGGCGGCGCCGGUGGUGGCCUUUGACGACUCGCGCUCUGCGUACUACGAGGACUACGAGAACAGCAUCCUGUACGUGGAGGAGUAUCGCCCCUCCGACGUCGCGGCCUCGGACUCGGGGUCGGUCCUGCGCCAGGCCACCGCCUGCCUGGACGCCUUCUGGCAGGCCACCUGCACGGAGGAGGGGGCCUUCGCCUGGCAGGCUGCGCAGUCCUUCGCCUCGGCCCUGCUGGCCACCGUGCGCCGCACGGCCAUGGAAUCGCCCGACGCCAUCGCCUACCUGCAGCUGCGCUGCCGCAAGCAGGGCGAGGUGCUGUGGCACCAGUUCACCGCCGAGGCCGUGUUUGAUGGCCGCAACUACAUCCAGGACGAGGCGGAGGAGGGCGACCCAGGCGCCGGGGCGGGGGCGGCCGGCGCAGCCGGCGCGGCGCCCUCCCCCGCCCUCGCGCCGCCCAUCGUCCCGCCCUGCUACGACGGCGCGUCGGUGCUGUCGGCCGGCGAGGGCGACCCCGCCGAGCGCCUGGCCGUGCUGGGCCGCCUGUGCAGCGCACGCGGCGGCGAGCUGGGGUCGGGCGCCUCGCUGCUGCCCAGCGAGGACGACUCGCCCACCGCCGGCAGCGCCUCGCCGGGCGACGUCCCGGUGCUCGGCGGCGCGGCCUACGCCGGCCUGGCGGGCGGCGCCCAGCCCCUGGCUGCCGCCCAGUGA
This is a messenger RNA of Auxenochlorella protothecoides, 1500 nucleotides long. RefSeq lists its product as hypothetical. NCBI's taxonomy places the organism in Eukaryota, Viridiplantae, Chlorophyta, Trebouxiophyceae, Chlorellales, Chlorellaceae. Bases 1 to 1500 code for a protein of 499 amino acids. The transcript has 3 exons. The record is from RefSeq and is a predicted model, not a curated record.